Messenger RNA from Artibeus jamaicensis (Jamaican fruit-eating bat), 1769 nucleotides. It is a transcript of the gene PIGC, whose product is annotated as phosphatidylinositol glycan anchor biosynthesis class C. The coding region runs from base 551 to 1447 and encodes 298 amino acids. The transcript is spliced from 2 exons. Gene Ontology annotation, cellular component: membrane; glycosylphosphatidylinositol-N-acetylglucosaminyltransferase (GPI-GnT) complex. Gene Ontology annotation, biological process: GPI anchor biosynthetic process. The record is from RefSeq and is a predicted model, not a curated record. NCBI's taxonomy places the organism in Eukaryota, Metazoa, Chordata, Mammalia, Chiroptera, Phyllostomidae.
UCCGAGCAAUAGUCAGUGUGUCCGGGCUUCCCUCUCGGCUGGCCGCGGGGCGGCGGCGGGCGUCCCGGGGACACCUUUCCGGCACCAGCGCUGUCCCCGACCGGUGGGCCGGCGCUGCCCUUGGGCGCCGCGGAUCUGCCGGCCCCGGCGGUGCCCUGGCCGGAGUCCCUGCUGCGGUGAGGGCAUCUCAGGGUCCGCUUGUGUGGUGCGGCCACACCUGUCGUGGUCUCCGCGCGACAAGUGAGACCGGGCAGUGAAUCCUUCACACAGUUGCUGGCAUGCCUGAUUCCUAGUUUUCCCAGCGUGACACGCGGGUCACGGUCUCCGAUCCCCACAAGAUUUUCAUCCGUGAACCUGCCUCUGGGAAGGAACUUGCCUCUUGCAGGCGAGGCCUGCAUUGCUGCUUUGAAAGCACCUGGAGGUUGGCACCGUGUCAGCCACAGCACAGCAUGGAAUUCCCAGAGGGGUCUUCAUCCAAAACCUCGUAGAGGACGGGAGCCACCUGAGCUUCAGCGAGGGAGACUGAACAGACCUGAGACCCAGGGCAGGGAUGACGCAUGCCCAGCCGGUAACUGGCACCACGGAGGCCACGUGGCAGAAGGUCUUGUAUGAGCGACAGCCCUUCCCUGACAACUACGUGGACCAGCGCUUCCUGGAAGAGCUCCGCAAGAACAUCCACGCCCGGCAGUACCAGUACUGGGCCGUAGUAUUUGAGUCCAGUGUGGUGAUCCAGCAGCUGUGCUGUGUCUGUGUUUUUGGGGUCAUCUGGUGGUACAUGGACGAGGGUCUUCUGGCCCCGCAUUGGCUGUUUGGGACUGGCCUGGCUUUGUCGCUGAUCGGCUACGUUCUGUUUGAUCUCGUGGAUGGAGGGGAGGGACGGAGGAAGAGCGGGCGGACCCGCUGGGCUGACCUCAAGAGCGCCCUGGUCUUCAUCACCUUCACAUAUGGUUUUUCGCCCGUGCUGAAGACCCUGACGGAGUCUGUCAGCACCGACACCAUCUACGCCAUGUCUGUCUUCAUGCUCUUGGGCCACCUCAUCUUCUUCGACUAUGGCGCCAAUGCUGCCAUCGUGUCCAGCACCCUGUCCUUGAACAUGGCCAUCUUUGCCUCUGUCUGCCUGGCCUCACGCCUGCCCCGGUCCCUGCACGCCUUCAUCAUGGUGACCUUUGCCAUCCAGAUCUUUGCCCUGUGGCCCAUGCUACAGAAGAAACUGAAGGCGUGCACGCCCCGCAGCUACGUGGGGGUCACGCUGCUCUUUGCGGGCUCCGCCUUUGGGGGCCUGCUGUCCAUCAGUGCCGUGGGGGCCACCCUCUUUGCGCUGCUGCUGGUGUCCAUCUCCUGCCUCUGCCCUUUCUACCUCAUCCGCCUGCAGCUGUUUAAAGAAAAUAUCCACGGGCCCUGGGACGAGGCUGAGAUCAAAGAAGACCUGUCCAGGUUCCUCAGCUAAGUUAGGGACCUCUGUCCCAUUACUCAGGCGAGAGGGGAGACCAGCCCUCCAGCCAGCAUGCGAUCGGAGGCAGAGUUCCAUUCUGGACGCAGCAGGCCGGUGCGGACGGGAGAACCAAAGGCUGGGGUGGUGAUGGUGCUCAUCCUCUCUGUUUGGUGGAUGGAAAAGCUCUGGGGCCCACAGGAUGUUGGCUUCCCACGUCUUACUCACCAUAACAAACAAAAUGAUGUGGUUUCUAUUUAUUAAAAACUUAACAACAUAUCCAGAAAAUUGCAUCAUGAUUUUCUGUAAGCAGAAGGCAGAUAAUAAAAGUGUGCGUGUG